ACACAAUUUUUGUACCAUGUUCUUGGACUUUUUGACUGAUUUCUCCGCUCUAGAUGACCAUAGGCUCUCGGUCUUUGGCGUCUUGGUCGUGUUCAUACCAUGUUUGACGUACUUUGUGACAAGUACCAAAAGUUUACGAACUGUCAAGUCCACUGGUAUAUCCGAGCCUCCAAUCGUCCCUUACUGGAUACCUUUUAUUGGUAAUCUGCCUUCUUUCUUGAUCGACACCCCAGCAUUUACGAGAAGAAUACAGUAAGCGAGCUUCUCAAGACAGUCUCCACGUCGUAUCUGACAGACAUAGUGAUCGAUUUGGAUCUACCAUCCCUGUGCGCGUACGCUUGGGUCCAUUGAAAGCAUAUGUGCUCUCCAGUGCUGAGCACUUUGAUCUUGUCCUGAGAGGCUCGCGAGAUCUUCGUUCUGGCGUGGGCGUGCUGAUGGUCAUGCAACUUCUCUUUGAUCUCCCCUCGGCCGCCAAAAACUUCUAUCAGAGUGACAACUCGGGAGUUGCGCCUAAUCCUCUACCAGGCACCAAUGUACCUGCUCACCAUAGAGUUGGCUUUAUGCGUCAUCAUGCGGCGAGCAAGUAUCUCAAUGGUGCACAUUUACAAGGCAUGACUGAGAGGUUCGUGGAGACUUUCAAGAUGCGCAUCAUGUCUUCUGAGCACAUCUCUGAUGACCAAUGGACUGAAUUGCCAGACUUCCAGGACUGGCUACAGAAGGAGUUAUUCAGGUCGGCCAUGCGAGCAAUGUGCGGACCCCACUUUGAGCGACUCAGCCCAACCAGCGCUGAUGAUUUCUGGGAGUACAUGCGUUUCAUACCUGUCUACGGCAAAGGACUCCCUCGCUGGACCAAUCGUGCAGCUUACAGAGCACGAGAUAGAGUUUUGGGUGCGAUCAUGCGCUGGCAUUCGCAUGCCGUGGAGCAUGCUGGCUGCGAACCGAGAGCAGAUGACUCGAUAUGGGAUGAGUACUGGGGAGCGAAGAUUAUGAAGGAACGAUAUGCUUAUGCUACUAAAACUGAGCAUCUAUCAGCUGAGGCCAAGGCCUCUGAAGAUCUCGCCAUGAUAUUCGCAAUGAAUGCCAACGCAGUACCUGCAACAGUCUGGUUCGUGCUGGAGCUGACGCGUUCACCCGAACUCUUACUCAGAGUCAGGAAGGAAGUCUCCGCUGCACGUAUCAAGCUCCCAUCUGGCGAACCAAGUCCGGAUCCUUUCAACCUUGACGUACAUGUCUUGGGCUCAUCUGCUCUUCUACAGUCUUGCUAUGCCGAGAUACUUCGUUUGUACAUGACCGCAGCUCUGAUGCGUUCUCCAGAGCGUAAUGACUAUAUACUAGGACGCUGGCGCUUUCCCCGAGGCAAACUUAUCGUACUCUCCAGCCGUACCGCGCAUCACAAUACCGAUCUUUGGAAUCAGGGAACACCGGAUGACUUUCACCCAAUCGACAAAUUCUGGUCUGAUCGUUUCCUCGGGGUUCCAGACGAUGAAGUUCGAGUCGGACCAGCAAGAGUUCUCCAAACAGACAAGGAAGGCCCCACGGUCACCAAGUCACCUUCCGAUCAUGAUAACACAUCAACCAAGACUGACCCAGAAAUCAAGUUCAGUAUGGAGCGAGUCUCUGCAGGAGGCUGGGUCCCCUACGGAGGAGGUGCUCACAUCUGUCCGGGUCGUUUCUUCGCCAAAAACGAGAUGUUAGCGACCUUUGCACUGAUCAGCACCGCUUUUGACAUUGAACUCCUUGACCCUGACAUGCAUAUUGAGCCCAACAUGGACUAUUUCCCUAUCGGGAUGCUGCCACCGAAGCCAAAGUUGCCGUUCAGGAUCAGGAGGAAGACGACUGCUUGAACUUUGGAAGCCGAGGGAAGAGUGAUAGAUUGGUAUGUCGUUUGACUUAGGAUGUUAGAUGCAUCAUAUGGAAGUGUUCAUCUUGUUAGAAUAGAUGCAGUGUAUUCGAGUUUGGAUACAUCGGACGCUCUGAGAAGAUUAAGGGAACCUUGGUUGACAACAUACACUAGCUAUGAAAUGCCCCAUUCUACUUCCUCAAGCGGCUACCUCAUAGCUUCUACGAUAGAGUUGAUCAACAUUAUUGAGAUACCAAGUCCCAGGCACCAGAGCUUUGCGAUCCCCAAUUGGAGCCCGGUCCGACUUUCCAUACGCAUCUUCUCUCAGAGCCAAAGCAUUCUCAAACUCGGUAGGAGUGCAUCUAAUUCUCGCCGCGAGCCGAGAGUCAAGAUUCAUUGCUUCCCGCAUGUUCUGCGUAU
This is a messenger RNA of Aureobasidium subglaciale EXF-2481, 2260 nucleotides long. RefSeq lists its product as uncharacterized. The transcript has 3 exons. Bases 435 to 1844 code for a protein of 469 amino acids. Lineage: Eukaryota; Fungi; Ascomycota; Dothideomycetes; Dothideales; Saccotheciaceae. The record is from RefSeq and is a predicted model, not a curated record. Gene Ontology annotation, molecular function: iron ion binding; heme binding; oxidoreductase activity, acting on paired donors, with incorporation or reduction of molecular oxygen.